Fibroporia radiculosa is the source of this 1194-nucleotide messenger RNA. RefSeq lists its product as uncharacterized. Gene Ontology annotation, molecular function: protein binding; GTPase activator activity; guanyl-nucleotide exchange factor activity. Gene Ontology annotation, biological process: protein secretion. Gene Ontology annotation, cellular component: endoplasmic reticulum membrane. Lineage: Eukaryota; Fungi; Basidiomycota; Agaricomycetes; Polyporales; Fibroporiaceae. The transcript is spliced from 10 exons. The record is from RefSeq and is a predicted model, not a curated record. The coding region runs from base 1 to 1194 and encodes 397 amino acids.
AUGAGGGUGAAGCACACACCUCAUUCCUUCCCUGCAUUUCCUGUAUAUUCAUGUGCCUUCCUAUCACCAAAUGAACUGGUAAUCGGUGGCGGAGGUGGUCAGUCGAAAACAGGCAUCAAGAAUAAACUGCGGCUGUAUCGGACUGAGAAUGAUAACAGUCUGGAUCUACUUCAUGAAGUCGAGCUUGAGGUAGGAGAGGAUGCACCCAUGAGUAUGGCUGCGCAUCCCACGGAGAAGAAUCUCGCAUGUGGCGUCAAUAGCUCCGCCGAAAAGCUCCAGGAGGGGGGUAAUCAGAAUUGUCGAGUCUUCGCAGUCGCGGAUGGCAAGCUCUCGUUUAUGAAGUCGCAGGGCACACUUGUUCUUAACAAUACCGAAGAUGAUUUUCAAAAAGUUACUGUCUUUUCGCCUUCCGGGAACUUUCUUGCUGUCUCCGGGACAAGAGAUAUCUCCCUUCUUCACUAUCCUUCUCUUACUCCAGCUACACCUCCUAUUCAUCUGCCCAAAGGAGAGGUGUAUGACGUUACGUUUUCUUCAACACGGCUUGUGAUCGCUACUACGGUCAGUUUAUUGGUAUACGCCUUGCCCUCACUGGCAGACGCGAAGGAGAGUGAGAAAGGCUCUGGAAAGCAGAAACGGACAACUACCACGGAACUGGAACUGUUGAAAACGAUAGAUAGACCGGCGCUGCCGAGUGCUAAUGCUGGGAGUAGCUUCCGCUCAGCCAGGUUUCAUCCUCAUGAUGAGAAGGUGUUGUACACCGUGAUGAAUACCAUCCCUCCACGCACGCGAACAAAGUCGUCUCCUCGACGCUCCUUCAUAUGCAGGUGGAAUACAGAAACAUGGGAAGUCACUCGUCUUCGUAAAGUCAGUGACAAGGGACUGACUUGCUUUGACGUAAGCCCUAAUGGUAAAUUUUUGGCUUUCGGCUCUUCGGACUACACCGUUGGAGUUCUAGACGCACAGACAUUAGCUCCACUUCUCACCAUCCUGAAGGCACACGACUUCCCACCAACAACGCUCCGCUUCAAUACAAUGUCGGAUCUGCUGGUGUCUGGAAGUGCGGACAACACAGUACGAGUCAUUACAGUACCCGCGUCGCUCGGGACUACAUCAUGGGGCUUUUGGCUUGUCAUCUUCCUUACGCUCCUUGCCAUCAUCAUGGCUCUGGUUGUACAGCAGAUGCAUCUCCUGUGA